AUGAAUGUCUUUCGAGAUGGCUGGUUUACGGAAUUACCACCGUCAUUAAAAAAUGACGAUCCAGAAAUGGCGAACAAAGACGAUGAUUUGGACAGUUUUGAUAACCAUAUUUGGUCUGGGCAAGCAUUCUCAUUGAAGGUUGAUAAAGUGCUUGCUCAUGAAAGAAGCAAAUAUCAGGAUAUCUUAAUUUUUAAAAGCAGCACACAUGGUAACGUGUUAGUGCUUGAUGGCGUAAUUCAAUGUACAGAGCACGACGAAUUCGCUUAUCAAGAAAUGGUUACUCAUUUAGCAUUGUUUUCUCAUCCAAUGCCUCGGAAAGUAUUAGUUAUUGGUGGUGGCGAUGGUGCUGUUUUGAGAGAAGUGCUGAAACAUGAAUGUGUAGAAUCAGUAACCAUAUGUGAAAUUGAUGAAACAGUAAUCAAUCUUUCAAAGAAAUUUCUCCCUCAUAUGUCUCUCGCAUUUAGUAGUUCGAAAUUAAAACUUGCUGUCCAAGAUGGAUUUGAUUUCUUAAAGGAACACAAAGGAGAAUUUGAUGUGAUCAUAACCGAUUCAUCUGACCCAAUUGGACCAGCAAAGAAGCUUUUCAGUAAAACUUAUUACGAUUUAAUCAAAGAAGCGCUAACGGAAAAAGGAGUGCUUUCUUCUCAAGGUGAAUGUCCUUGGCUUGACAUGAAGUUGAUUAAAAACGUCAUUAAACAUGUGUCAACUUUAUAUCCUCGUGUAGCUUAUGCAGUUGGGUUUGUACCUACAUAUCCCUCUGGGCAAAUGGGUUAUUUGUUAUGCAGCAAAGAUGAGAAGCAUGAUCUUACGAUACCACAAAAAAUGUUAUCAGAAUCUGAAGUCAGGCGGAUGAAUUUGAAAUAUUAUAAUUCAGAUAUACAUCGUUCAGCUUUUAUACUUCCUCAGUUCAUAAAAGAAGCUUUAUGUGUGUAA
Molecule: messenger RNA, 933 nt
Organism: Brugia malayi
Lineage: Eukaryota; Metazoa; Nematoda; Chromadorea; Rhabditida; Onchocercidae
Gene: Bma-spds-1
Exons: 8
Coding region: 1-933 (310 amino acids)
Biological process (GO): spermidine biosynthetic process
Cellular component (GO): cytosol
Molecular function (GO): spermidine synthase activity
Source: RefSeq, a predicted model, not a curated record